CGGCGCCUAGCUCUCUGUUCGCCAUGCGUCCCGGGGCGCAGGGGCCGCUGUGGCCACUGCCCUGGGGGGCCCUGGCCUGGGCCGUGGGCUUCGUGGGCUACGUGGGCUCGGGGGACCCCUCGCCCGGGGGUGUCUGCUGGCUCCAGCAGGGCCAGGAGGCCACCUGCAGCCUGGUGCUGAGGACUGACGUGAGCCAGGCCGAGUGCUGCGCUUCUGGCAGCAUCGACACUGCUUGGUCCAACUUCACCCACCCAGGGAACAAGAUCAGCCUCCUGGGAUUCCUAGGCCUCGUCCACUGUCUGCCCUGCAGAGAUUCGUGCGACGGCGUGGAGUGUGGCCCCGGCAAGGCGUGCCGCAUGCUGGGGGGCCGCCCGCGCUGCGAGUGCGCACCAGACUGCGCUGGUCUCCCCGCGCGCCUGCAAGUUUGCGGCUCGGACGGCGCCACCUACCGCGACGAGUGCGAGCUGCGCGCCGCGCGCUGCCGAGGCCACCCGGACCUGCGCGUCAUGUACCCCGGCCGCUGCCAAAAGUCCUGCGUGCACGUGGUGUGCCCACGGCCCCAGUCGUGCGUGGUAGACCAGACCGGCAGUGCGCACUGCGUGAUGUGUCGAUCCGCGCCCUGCCCGGCGCCUACCAUUCCCGGCCAAGAGCUCUGCGGCAACAACAACGUCACCUAUAUCUCCUCAUGCCACCUGCGCCAGGCCACGUGUUUCCUGGGUCGCUCCAUCGGCGUUCGUCACCCUGGAAGCUGCGCAGGCGCUCGCCAGGAGCUGUCGGAGAUGGAGUCGGAGGAGGAGAACUUCGUGUGAGCUGCCGCAGCACCGCCUGGCGUUCGAGGCCGUCCCUCUUUUAUUUAUUGUCACAGCAGCAGAAUCUAAUUUAUGUCCCGCGGACUACUGAACCUGAGUGGGGAUUUCUUGGGGAUCCCAGAGCGCGCUGAAGAUGUCUUGGAAGGGCGGAGGGAAGGAGACCUCCCAAAGGGCCAGUGGAUGUGGCUGCCCUGGAGACGCAGCAUCAGGUUAGGGGACCUCCUGGGGAAGCCCAGCCCCUAUCCUAGGUACCUGCCCAGAGGACCCCGUUUCUGCUUCUUUGGAGAUGCCUGUCGGUUACACCGCCAGCGCACUGGCGGCCCCUGCUAAUGGUUUGUGAGAAGCAGGACAGAGGUGAGGAGGCUGGCUUCAAAGCACGGCGCUGGGGCCCAGGGCAGGUGCCCAUACCAGAUAAGCAAAAGGCCAAGGAAGUGGCAUGGUGGCCUCCUGGCCCAAGAACUACAGGUUCCUGCCUCCCCACUACCUCUGCCUCCCAGUACUUCCCGUGAGGGCCCUAAGAAAUGCCCCCAUGUUGCCUGAGCAGGGUCCCAUCCAGGCCUCCUGUUUCGGACACAUCUGCCCAGCACCUCCCAGAGGUUCAACUGGUGAGACUCCAUGGCCUCAGAUAUGGGGCAGCCAGCAUUCACCCAGAACUGUGUCCUGUGUCCUGCAAUGUGCUGUCCACUUAGGGAUGACCAGAUGGGGACCACGAGCCCCAGCUUACCCCAAGAGUGGGGACCAAGAUUGACCUGGGCAGCGCUGGGUUCCUGCUGCCCAGUGGCAGGCCUGGGCCAGGGCUUUAGACCCAGUUCCCCACUAGCCUCUAGCCACCUGUCAGCUGGGCUGGGGGUGGCCACACCAGCUAGUUCUGGAGCCAGUCCCUGAGGCUGUUAUUACCCUCCACUCAGACUGUGUUGGAGACCAGAGGCAAACCAGUGGGCACAGAACCCAGCUCCCUGGUCCAGGUGGAUAGUGAGGCCCUGCCCAUCUUUCUCCAGCCCAGAGAGCUGUGCUGCAAAUUCCAGUGAGCAUCCUGAGCCAGGGGUCCACUGCGCCCACAGGGCGGCCUUCCCACCCUGGGUUCUGCCUCACCCAAGAAAUAAAGACCGAAAAGGCUA
Molecule: messenger RNA, 1927 nt
Organism: Ictidomys tridecemlineatus (thirteen-lined ground squirrel)
Lineage: Eukaryota; Metazoa; Chordata; Mammalia; Rodentia; Sciuridae
Gene: Fstl3
Product: follistatin like 3
Biological process (GO): anatomical structure development
Molecular function (GO): extracellular matrix binding; calcium ion binding; protein binding
Source: RefSeq, a predicted model, not a curated record